CCAAGGGACUCUCAAGAGUCUUCUCCAACACCACAGUUCAAAAGUAUCAAUUCUUCUGUGCUCAGCUUUCUUUAUAGUACAGCUCUCACAUAUUUUUCUAAGUAGCAGAACCUUUUUUGUUUUGUUUGUUUUUAAAGGCAGAAUCCAUGGAUUUUGUAAAACAUGAAAGUGGUGCUUUUUCUGGGGCUGCUCCUCCCCCUGCUGUUUGAAAUCACAUAUCUAGUCCCACACCUCUAGAGAGAGGGGCGGUGGUGUUGUCCCAGAGCUGUCAUGCAUUACUGAGAAACAAAAAGUGGUCUAGGACAGCUUCUCGGGGGUGCCUCACUCCAGGGUUGUCUGGGGAGUGUGAGCCGGGAGAGGCUUGUUCAACCUCCAGAUUUCAUCUGAGCUAAUGGCACUCAGCAUCCAUGCUUCCCCAUUCCGUGGAGACAGAAAGUGACUUUCAGCUUCUCUAACCUUUCUUUCAACUUUCUAACAGGAAAGCUCGAUAAACUUGGGUAAAUAUGUCUCUGGAGGCACCCUCAAUACCUUCCUCAAGCUACACACCCUGUGGCCGGCAGAGGCCUGUUUCACUCCAGAUGGCCUUUAGCCCCCACACUGAUUGCACUGCUGGGUCCCAAGUUCAGAAACCCCUGUCGUUCAGCCUCAGGAAGGCCUCUCCUCUUCCCUGACUGCCCGUGGCAUGAAACCAGAGAUGCCUUUAGAUUCUGGUUUUAUCACCACCGGACUCGCAGCAGCCUUGUGAGUCCUUUUCCUCCCAGCCCGCCCCCUUUCCUCCCCAGCGUCCACCCCCCACCUCCCGCUGUGCACAGUCAAAGCAAGAAGCCUCUGGGUUGGCCAGAGAGGCAGCUCUCACAUGGGGGAUCUGAGAACCUAAUUUCUCAUUACUUCCCUCGUCAGCCGCAUGUUCAGCAGCCAAGUGACCAGGUUCUCCCCCAGUAUUGUGAUUCUCCUGUCCCUAAUCCUAAAACCCCUCAAGUAUGGGGAAGGAUUGGAGGCCCUCCAGGAGCAGACAGUGAUAGCAGUCAGGGGCGACUCUCUCCGCAGGGCCCCCCUCCAGCUCCAGACCCCAGUACAAGGGCCUGUCCCCUUGCCCAGGCCCCCUGCUCUGUGCACAUGGCUCCCUGCCUUGGGCGUGUGGCACUUGGCUAGCCGUUCUCCUGGUGGUCCUGCCAGUACCUGUUGUAAAGCUUUUGUUAUUAUUUGGAGAAGAAUGAGAGAUUUCAAGAGCUUUGUAAAGUGAGGAGAUUGAAUUACGUCACAGGCACCUGAUCUACAUGUGCUCCUCCUUGCCACAGCACUGGGAGUUCACACCCGAGAAUUCCGUCUGGGUAGAUGGCGAAGGCCAUGUGGGGUUCUCAAGGGUCAGGGUGGCGGGGAGAGGGCAGGAAGUGAGGGGAGCUUGGAAGGACUGGCCAAAGGCACAAGAUUAUCCACUGUGGGCUUUGUCAGGAUGUGAGCUUCUGAAGGGCCGGGCUGGACUUAGCUCUCUGAGAGGCCUGGUACACAGUACAUUGAAUAAGAAAUCUUGUCUGUGUUCAUGUUGAUGUUUAAAUACCUUUUUAAAAAUUAAAAUUUCAAAAUAUUGAACAUCAGUAUUAUUGGCCUAGAAAAUGUAGCUUCUGUGUGAGUCAUAAAAUCUAGGUCAGAGUGGGCCCCUUUUUCCUGUAUUUAUGACAUCUGCUGAGUCUCCCAUCGUGAUGGUUAUAAACUGUACCAAUGACAGAGCUGGGCUGGCCAUUUACAUAUACCGCCUCAUUUGACUUACUCUUCUCUCCUACCCUGCAUGGUAAAUGUGACUCUCCUUCUACAGCGUGGUAAACCAGAACCCAGAGAGGUUCAGAAAUGUCCCAGGUCAUGCAGCAAUCAAGUGAGAGAACCAGACUUUGAACCCCAGUGUCUGGGUCCAAAGCGUGGACUGCCCUUUCUGGGCAGUCAGCUGUCCUGGGUCCCUAUUGUUUCUACUGCAAGGUGACCAGCUGAGUUCCCCCCAAGCCUGUGUGAAUGGAAUCCAGAUUCAUCAGAAGCUACACCCUGUAGUGGGCCACCAGAAAUUAUCUGUGUCCCAGCCAUUCCCCCUCUGAAAACACUGAGAAAACUUUUCAGGGGACCAAGGGAAUGACCCCAGAGUUACUGGAGAUACACAUACCUGGAGAAAGCAUAAUCUUGAUCUGGCUGCCCCGAGAUACAAGUGUCCAGGCUUGGAAACUGCUCUGCCAACCAGUAUUGGGAAGAAUGUGGUUUGUGAGAAGGCGGCAACCUCAGUGGAUGCUUUCCGGAUGGUGACAGCCUCACGCUACUACCCUCAGCUGAUGAGCCUUGUGGGGAACGUGUUGCGCUUCCUGCCGGCCUUUGUGCGCAUGAAGCAGCUGAUCGCCGAGCACUACGUGGGCGCAGUGAUGAUCUGUGACGCCCGCGUCUACUCGGGCAGCCUGCUCAGCCCAAACUAUGGCUGGAUCUGUGAUGAGCUCAUGGGCGGCGGGGGCCUGCACACCAUGGGCACCUACAUUGUGGACCUGCUGACCCACCUGACCGGCCAGAGAGCCGAGAAGGUUCACGGGCUGCUCAAGACCUUUGUGAGGCAGAAUGCGGCCAUCCGUGGCAUCCGGCACGUCACCAGCGAUGACUUCUGUUUCUUCCAGAUGCUCAUGGGCGGGGGUGUGUGCAGCACAGUAACUCUCAACUUCAACAUGCCAGGCGCCUUUGUGCACGAGGUCAUGGUGGUGGGCUCUGCGGGACGCCUGGUUGCCCGGGGUGCGGACCUCUAUGGGCAGAAAAACUCUGCCCCGCACGAGGAGCUGCUGCUGAGGGACUCACUGGCUGUGGGUGCGGGGCUGCCCGAGCAGGGCGCCCAGGACGUCCCACUGCUCUACCUGAAGGGCAUGGUCUACAUGGUGCAGGCCCUGCGCCAGUCCUUCCAGGGGCAGGGGGACCGCCGCACGUGGGACCACACCCCGGUCUCCAUGGCUGCCUCGUUCGAGGACGGGCUCUACAUGCAGAGUGUGGUGGAUGCCAUCAAACGGUCGAGCCGAUCUGGGGAGUGGGAGGCGGUAGAGGUGCUGGCAGAGGAGCCCGAUGCCAACCAGAACCUGUGCGAGGCGCUCCAGCGGAACAACCUGUGAGCCUGUGCGUGGGCUCCCUGCCGUGGUGCAGAGGACAGAGCAGGACCAGGAGCUGUGAUGGGAGGGCUUCGCGGUAGCACAGACGGUAUCUUUCGUUUGAUAGGUCCGCUUGGGCAGAGUUGAAUUCUAGUGAAUUCGAAGGUGGCCCUGUGGAACCCCCCACCCCAGUGCCCACUCUGCGGGCUGGUGAGGGAGUGGCAUUCUGUUGCCAGGGCUGAGAGGCCAGUACACCGUGCAAGGCAGAAGUGCCCCGGGUCUGUGAGCAGGGCCGGCAGAAGCUUGACUGGGGGGUUUCACAGCCUGUUUGUGGUUUUAGCCGGAUGAGCAGGCACAGUAAGGAGCCAGCCUGGGUGAUGCCCCAGGCCUGAGAAGUGAUGUGGGGCCUUGUUGCCAUGCCCUUCUUGGGCUGGGGCACCUCAGGAACGGUGAGGGUGGCAGCUCAUCCCUUGGGGAUCCACACCUGCCCUCUCCCCACAUGACCAGGCCCUUCCGGCCUCCAGGCACUACCCCUUCCCUGGCUGGGAGGGGGUUUCUGUAGCAGGUGAGCUUUCAGGGGCUGAAGUUGACCCUGGGAGAAGGCCCCUGCUUUGGCAGAGAGGAGCCAAGGUGGAGAGCUCUGGGACAUAUGAGAAAUGUAAUAAAUCAGAAGGUCUGACACUA
Bubalus bubalis (water buffalo) is the source of this 3782-nucleotide messenger RNA. It is a transcript of the gene GFOD2, whose product is annotated as glucose-fructose oxidoreductase domain containing 2. Bases 2280 to 3122 code for a protein of 280 amino acids. NCBI's taxonomy places the organism in Eukaryota, Metazoa, Chordata, Mammalia, Artiodactyla, Bovidae. Gene Ontology annotation, molecular function: nucleotide binding. The transcript is spliced from 2 exons. Gene Ontology annotation, cellular component: extracellular matrix. Gene Ontology annotation, biological process: extracellular matrix organization. The record is from RefSeq and is a predicted model, not a curated record.